Rhagoletis zephyria (snowberry fruit fly) is the source of this 3550-nucleotide messenger RNA. RefSeq lists its product as uncharacterized. Gene Ontology annotation, cellular component: extracellular region. Gene Ontology annotation, molecular function: chitin binding. The record is from RefSeq and is a predicted model, not a curated record. Lineage: Eukaryota; Metazoa; Arthropoda; Insecta; Diptera; Tephritidae.
CCCAACCUAUCACUUAAUCAAUGAAGCAUCAGCACCUGUGCAACCAUUAUCAUCCACACCACAACAAAAAGAAACGCUAUUGACCACCAUGAGUCAACAAACCCAACUGCAACAACAAGCACAUCCACAUACGCUUCCAAAUCAGCAUUCGCAAUCACAACAAUCGCAUCGCUAUUCGAUGCGACCUCGCCAAAAAUAUCCUCAUUUCCAGUCGCCUAGACCGGAGAAUUUUUUCGUCGGUACUGAACCGACGCAGGAAUUGGUGCAACAGCCACCGCUACAGCAACAGCAGCAGCAGGAACAACUGCAGCCGGACGGCUCCUACGCAUAUUUCAAUGAUGAAACAUUGACGCCACAGGAAAAAUACGUGCGAUAUUUACAGCAGCGCAUACGUUACAAUAAGCAACAACAGAAGCAACGCGACCGCAUUAAGGGGCGUGAAAAUUUUAUUAAACAACAACAGUCGAACCAACAACAUCAACAAUCGGAAGAGCAACAUUUACAGCAGCCGCCAACGCAAAUUUUUGUAUUAACACCACCGCCACCACCGUCACCAUUUGCUCACCACUCCAAUCAGAAACAAUUAGAUGCGAACGCACAAGUUAACUAUCCACAACACAGUCCUAUAAGGCAUGCAGUGUAUCCACAUCCAGAAUUGCAUGUGCCGUCGAAUCAUCAACCGCCAACGAAUGUGGCUACGCUAAAGCAAGUUGUGAAAAUACCGGUGCGUACGUUGGUGAGCGAAGCUUUGGACGCAUUCCAGCAGCAUCAGCAGGAGCAACAACAUUUGGUGGCAAAGGGUGGUGCAAAUGGCGGUGUCUACAGGCAACAACCGCAAUAUGCAAACAGUUUGGGGCCGCCAACAACUCAAUACAUCGACUAUAUCGUCGACGAUCCCAAGCAAUCACUAGAGGACGAGCAACAACACAGCCCAGCAGCAGCAGUUGCGCCACAAAAACCAACAGCACAACAAAAUGCUUUCAUUGUCAUUUCAACAUCAUCACCACCACAGAUUACACCCGGCGGCAUUGGCCAAGAAUUUUAUGACUCCACUAGCAGGCCUGUCUACAAGCAACAGCCGACACUACGAUUGCAACCAUUGCCGCAGGCAGGCAAAUCGAACAGCUACGCUACAAGACGUCCAAUCGUGGCCGCAGAACCGCCACCACCACAACCACCGCUACACAUUCCCCAAUCGAGUGUGACGCCUGCAGCAGUCAAACCAAAAUACAUCUAUGCUGAGAGCAAUUUUGGUGAUGUUAUUAAAUCAACAACACCAGCAAUAAAGUUGAGGCCUUCACAAAAGUAUUCGGGUGGUAUUGGAAGUAGAUUGACACCACCAGCGCCACCGCCGCGACAAUUGGCGCCUUCACCGCCACAUCAAGGGAAGCAACAAGUAAAUUUACCCGAGUAUUAUAAUCCACCUGUGCCAGUUGCAGCGCAAACAACACCCGUUGCCGAUCCCAAUCAAUUGCCAGACAUACGCUCAUCUUCACUGGCGGAUAUAUUGCAUAAGCUGCAGGCAAGCAAUCACUUGCCAAGAACACUGACGCCAGAAAACAUUGAUAAUUCGAUUAAGACUCUGGUCAUGAUACUAGAAAAUCUAAAGCAAACGCAAACAAUUGUGCCAAAUCCAGCACAACACCAUGAAAGACCUGCUGCCUCGCAGGACUAUGACUAUAGCACGGAUAGCGAAGAGGUGAAUGGUGGCGCGCCUGACCUUUCCAGCGUGCUGUCACCGGUUUUACCAAACAAGCAUCCCGGACCGAGCACAGGACGUGCUGGCAUCGAUUAUCCCAACUUAGCUGACAUACCCCAAACCAAUUUCAAUUGCGCAGAACAGCGGUAUAAAGGUUUCUUCGGUGACCCUGAAACGAAUUGCCAAGUGUGGCACUACUGCGAUUUAAAUGGCGGCAAAGCAUCAUUCCUCUGUCCUAAUGGCACCAUUUUCAGUCAGAUCGCCCUUACAUGUGACUGGUGGUUCAAUGUGAAAUGCUCCACAACCGCACAACUGUACGUACUGAACGAACGACUGUACAAAUACAUUUUGCCAUUCACUCCGAAAUUCCCAGAAGACUAUAGUGGGCCACUUGUUGAUAAGUAUUUAGCAAUGAAAUUCCAGGAAAUGGAGGAAAAAAUGCGAAUUGAAAAGGAGAAAGUGGAAAAGUCAGCAAUCGCUGCAGCAAUUGCAGCCACAUCAGCGACACAAACGAACAAUCAUAUCGAAAGCGAAGAAGUCAAUGGUGUGCGCGACGCGGAGAAUGUGAAUAAUGCUGCCGACGACGACGUCGAAGACACAGAAGUGACCACAGUGGCGGACUUAAGCAAUUUACCGAGAACAUUGAGUGCGCCUAAUAGGCACGGUGUUAUCAAUGCGCACGUUAGUGAGCAAAGCUCUGAGCGUAAUUUGCUAAUCGACGAUGAGGUCGAUGAUAUAUCGCAACGUGGCAGCAUUGAUACGUUCGAAAGCUCCACCAUACCCACAGCAUCGGCUCCUACAGUAGCCAAGGAUGAUGGCAUGCUUGCGCUUAGCCAACAACCCAUUGUGGUCUCAUCCACACAAGGACCCGACUAUGACGAUGUGAGUGCAGAUGAGCGGCGUAUACCAGCGCAUAAUGUACGAAAUGUUGAAGAAGCAACUAGUAGAACGUUGACGACAGAGACUGUACAGCGGCCACCAGAGGAGACGACGACAACGCAAUCACAAACGAAGCUGCGGCAAAAUGAAAAUCAAGAACAAAUACAAGCAUCGCCCAAGCCAGUGCGUCAAACGACAAAUAUCGAUGUGGAAAAAGUGGAAGUAAUCGAAAUUAAAGCGGAAGGGGCAGCUGGGCAGAUGGGACCGAAAAUGUACUAUGGCGCUGAGAGUGCAAAGGAUGUGCGAUAGAUGUUAAGUAGGAGUUGAUGGUUGAGGUGAAGGUGAAGGUUAGGAAAACUGGGGGCAAAUGUGUUUUUGUAAAUGUAAUUUAUUUGCACCGAAGUGCAGUUAUCAAGCUGAUUGCUACAUAAAUACGUAUGUAUGUAUAAUUGUAUUUAGUUUUAUAUGUUUAGUGAAUUUAAAGUAAAGUACGAAGGAAAGCCAUUGGGAAUGCAAUUUUAGAGAUAAUCAGAAUGACAUUUUUGAUUGCUAUUUCAAUAUUUUUUCAUAUUAAAUUUUUAAUAUUUGUACAAUAACAAGUAAAAAGGAUUUCUAGAACUAAGUUUUUUUUAGAAAAUUGGUUACGAACCUGUUAAAUAAUGAUUAAUAAUCAUGAUUGUUAAUCAAAGCAUGUUGUGUUUGGGUAACCGUUUAUUGAUUAAAUACCGUUAUUUGCACCUUUUUAAUUACUUUCAUAAAAGAAAAUUAAACAAUUAAUUUUAAUUACAUGAUUAAUAUGAUUAUUUGUGUCCUCUACAAAAUUCUUUCUGAAAGUAUUAAUAAAUGGCAAAGACAGUUGACAAUGUUUGUAAAAAAUCAUUCCUUACUUGUAAACUACAGUACAAGUAUUUAAUCGUACAGUGAAUUUGGUUUCAGUUAUUUAAUACUAACUUGUUAAAAUUUUGCCUGCCA